AUGGACGGGGUCGCCAUCCCUGGCGGGGCGGCCGCGUUGCCGGCCUGGGUGGUGCUGGCGCUGGAGGCCGCGGCCUACCUGGGGCCAGGGUGGGGUCCAGUGCAGACGACUUGCCCUGACCUCUCGUGCCCCGCCUGCCCCGCGUGCCCAGAGGCGGCGGCUUGCCCUGAGGCCGCGGCUUGCCCGGCUUGCGAGCCGCCUCCCUGCGCGGCUUGCCCGGCUUGCGAGCCGCCGCCGUGUGCGGCCUGCCCGGCCUGCGAGGCGAGGGCGUGCCCGACGGUGUCGACGGGCGAGAAGGCGGUCGAGAAGCUCGCUGGAGCGCUGCUCGGAGGGCUGGUGCACUGGCUGGUGGGGAAGGUGAUCGCCCGCAGGCAUGGCGAGUGGAUCAUCCUGACCCCAGAUGGGGACAUCUACGCGGAGGACAUGAGCUGUGAGAACCCCGAGACGGGGCCCUCUCGAGCCUUCCCGCUGGCGCUGCGGACGCGGAAGAUGCGGAGGCUGUAUCGCUUCCGGGAGGCGCUGGGGCCCGACGAGCUGGCCGACGCGCUGACACGGGGCCGGCAGGUGGCGCUGGAGAUAGACGCUGCCUUGCCUGAGCCGAGGGAGGCAGUGGCCGUGAGCGGCCAACGGGUCUCGUGGCAGGAGGCUGCCGGCAAGCUGUCGGCCGCGGAGCGGGCCAGCCUGCUGCGCCUGGGCAUGGCCGUGGCUCGCCUGGGCGGGAGGCUGCUGGAGGCUCCUGGUGCGGGUCAGGCCUGGAUCGCCCUCAGCGGCGGGCCCGGCGUCGCGAUCGGGGCGGAGGUCGACGUGUCGAGCGCCGAAGGCCUGAGCUUCGAGGACGGGCCUGAGCCUUUCGGCGUGCUGAGGGCCGCCGACGGCGGCAUGGUGCGUCUCGCUCGGCUGGACGCUGGGUCGGCCCCUGGGCGCGUGGCCGAGGAGGCCGCGGUCUGGCAAGACCUGGACGGAGGCCAUGCGCGUGCCACGGGCCCCGAUCGCCGACGUGCUGCGGCCGCGGCGCCACUCGAGGAUGGUGAGCCCGCCGAGCCUUCGAGGCAGGAGCACUACCCGGACGCGAAGGUGGACGGACCGCCUGGGGCUCUCCACAUGUUGAAGCAUAUGGAGAGGCACGGCGGCGACCCGCGCCUCUGGCUCGACCUCUUCAUCCGCAUGAAGGGCCUCGGGCAGAAUGACCGCGUGGUGCACGAACUGAGGACGAUCGUGGAGGCUUUGUACCAGGGCGGGGUAUAUGACCAGCUGAACAUGGGCGGCCUCAUGAUGGUGGAGGUGCUGACUCGCCGUGUCGCCGCGGUGGUGGAUGCCUACUCGGACCCGACCAAGCCGAGCUGGACGAACGCGCGCUUCUUCGAGGGCGUGAGCUCGGUGGAGGACGUCUCGGGGCCAGAGCUCAGGGGCUACAGGCAGUCGACGGAGCAGAAGGAGCUGGAGGUGACGCAGCAGGUGCGGGGCGUGGUGGCGGCCGAGGCGGCCGCGGGCGCGGCCGUGCCAGGGGCCUUCCUGCCGCUCCCGCUGCUGGGCGGCGCAGGCCGCCGAAUUCGCGGCAGGUCUUGCAGGGCGAGGCAGUUCGGUCGUGAGGAUCGGAUUGCGUCGGAGGUCAACGGUAUCGUCGAUGCCAUCAACUGGAUGUCGGGGUACGACUCGCAUCCUGGCCCAGCCAAUGACAUGCAGCGGGAUGCGCUUGCGCGCUUCGAGGGCCUCGUGCGGGGCCGGCAGCCGGACGCCAAGUUGCAGGAGCCGCAGGCGGCCCUCCGGGAGCUGCUGCGGGGCCGCUCGCCAUAUGACGGGCGCGGCGGCCCGACGACGGUCGCCUCCUACAGUGCAGGGCUCGUCAGCAUGCCGACGGACGUGAGCGACUGCCCGCGUCUUGAGGACCUCUUGCCUGGCGAGGCCCUUACCUUCCUGCAGGAGCGCCAAGAGCGCAUGUUACGAGAGUCACCUUUGCCGACCGACGUCGAGCCGUACCCUGGUGCGUCGGCUGCUGGCAGCUGGCAUCCUGGGGAUGGGCGGCGCCGACUUCGCCUCAUAGUCGACGCCCGCCGUGCGAACGCCCACUUCAGAGAUCCGCCUGGGGUGGAGCUAUUGAGCAGCGAGGGCCUCGCCAGGAUCGAGGUGCACAUGCCGGACGCGGGCUUCUCAAGCUACGAGGACCUCCGCGCCGCGUUGCAGGCCCAGCAGGUGUACAUCGGCAUGGCGGACGUGAAGGACUGCUUUCAUCGAAUGCGUAUCGAUUCAGCCCUUUCGCAGUACUUUUGCCUGCCGCCGGUCAAGGCUGGGGCCUUCGGCGUGACCGAGGUCGAGGGGGCCAAGGUACGGACGUCGACGGCCAUCUACCCUUGCCGGCAGGUCCUGCCCAUGGGCUUCAGCUGGUCUCUCUAUUUCGCUCAGCGGGCCAACGAGGAGGUGAGCCGCCGCAGCAGCGCGCUCCUCCGGGGGCCCAGUUUGUCUGACCAUGGGCCACCGCUCGUGUUCGCGCCCGGCGGGGCGCCCCAGGAGGUCAGGCACUACGUGUACGUCGACAACUUGGGGGUCUUCUCGCUGUUUUCUGAGCUCGUGAGCGGCGUGAUGAACCAGCUGACGGGCGAGUUCACCGAGCUGAACCUACUGUUGCACAAGGACGAGCUGGUGCCGGGCAUGGCAGUGGCGCUUGGCACGGAGAUCGACGGCAGCCAGUUGCGCACUCGUGUGACCAGUGAUCGGUUCUGGCGUUGCCGCCAGGCCGUGCGAGGCCUCCUAGCCCGCCGCCGCGUCAAGGGGUGGGCCGUGGAGGCGGCGCUGGGCCAUCUAAUCUUUUGUGGCCUCUGCUCGCGCGGCACCUUGUCAGCUUUCAAUUCAGCGUGCGGCUUUGUGCGAGCCCACUACGAGGAGGCGGCCGUGCUAUGGGCCGAGGCGCGGCGAGAGCUGGCCGCCUUCAGCUCCCUGAUGUACUUUUUGGAAUCAGACUGGUGGCUGCCUUGGAAUCCGAUGGUGCAGCAGUCUGAUGCCAGUCUUCACGGCUACGGGCUGGCAAGGGCCUUCUGGCCGCAGGAGCUGGUGGAGUCAGUCGGGCGCGUGCCUGAGCGAGCCCGCUUUCGCCGGCGCUGCGCGCACAGUGCUCGAGAGGCUGCGCUCUGUGCAGCUGGCUUCAGCAUGAGUGAGAGUGGAAAAUGGGAACUCAAGGGCCUCCCCGAGGACGAGGAGGAGCUGGGCCAGUGGGGCGUCGCGAGGGACUUCCCGGAGGUGCCCGCCCAGGGGCUCCGCGCAGGCCUGUGGGAGCCCUGUUUCGCGAGAGCCUGGCAGCACCCUGAGGGCAUCUGGACCUUGGAGGCCAGGCAGGGCGCGAGGCUUGGGGCGGGCCGCCGGCGCACGCGGCUGCUGGUGCCGUCUCGCACGGAGCCUGGCCUGCAGUUGUCAGCCCGUGGCCAGGGGGUGAGGCGCACGCGGCAGCUGGUCCCUGCGCCGCUGCCGCAGCCGGCAGCUCGGCGGGAGCGUCAGCUGGGCGAGUCGGGGCUCCUGAAGACGAGCUUCGGCUCCUCCGACAGCGGGAGCUCCGAGCCCGAGGUCGUGACCGGCGCCGCGCGGCUGCGCAGGCUCGCGCAGUCGCAGAAGCGCCGUGCCCGCCACUACGGGAUGCCCACCGGCGAGGAGGGCUUCUCUCUCCUGGAGCGGGAGGCCGUGAGGACCCCGACGCAGCGCGAGUACCAGAGGGCCUGGGACGGAUGGCGGGAUUUUGCCCGUCGGAGCUGGCCCUCUGUCGACAUCGACGAAGUCAUGAAGAGCAGGGGCGAGUCCGUGGUAGACUCGGCGUUGGUGAGCUACCUGAACGGCUUGUACCAGGCUGGGACUCACCUCUCCUGGGCCGAGAAGUUGAUGGCGGGGGUCCUGCACUUCAACCCCGACUUCUCGCGCUACGGUGCCCGGAAGCCGUGGGCGCUGGCGUUGUGGUGCGCAAUGGCGUGGCGCAUGAAGGCCCGUGGCAGCCUUCAGAUGGCGGUGUUCACGUUGAUAGCAGUCAGCGUGUACGCCCGCCCCAGCAGCCUUUUGCUUCUGAAGCCGGCCUGCCUGGUGCCGCCAGCGCCGGGGGUGUGCGAGUUCUGGACCUUGAGGCUCUUUCCAGAGGAGGAGGACCUGAGGGACAAGACGGGCCUGGGGGACGUGUCGCUAGAGUUAGACUCGCCCUGGAUUCGCUUCUUGGACCCUGUGCUGCGUCAGAUGAAGAAGGAGGGCCACCCCGAGUGCCUGUGGAACUUCACGUACCCAGAGUACUGCAAGAUGUUCGGCCUAUGCCUUCAGGACCUGCGGGUAAAGGCCAAGGUGGUGCCGUAUCAGAUGCGCCACUCGGUGGCCUCGAUAGACAUGGCGAGGAGGUGGAGGCGGCUGGCCGACGUGCAGAAACGCGGGCAGUGGAAGACCAACCGCAGCGUCGUCCGCUACGAGAAGCAUGCACGCCUGGCAGCCACGUGGGCGACAUUGAGCAGCGCGCAGCAAAACGUGUUCCUGGUCUGCGAGGCUCAGCUCGCGGACAUCAUUUUGGGUCGCGCCUCGCCGGUCGACUUGCGGGAGCUCGACCACGCCUGA
Molecule: messenger RNA, 4569 nt
Organism: Prorocentrum cordatum
Lineage: Eukaryota; Dinophyceae; Prorocentrales; Prorocentraceae
Source: the annotation of a GenBank genome assembly